CAUCCCCCUUUUUCAUGCCUUUUCCCUCUUAUUUCGUAUCCCUAUCUUGGCCAUGUUUUUUCUUCUUCUGUUUUUCCUUUCCCUCCUGUACCCCUCCUGUCCUGUUUCCUGUCAGGGCCCCUCCGCGGCUGCUCACACGCCAUCGACACUAACAAUGAAGUCAGGCAGGAAGAGGGGCGGGCUCAACACUUGUAUAACUUUUCUCUCUAUCUCUCUCUCCACCCUCCUACUCAAUGUCUCCGCCAUCCCAAUUCACUCCUCCCUUUCUGUCACAAACACAGCCUCUUCCCCUCUCCACUACUGCCCAUUCUCCCUCCCUCGCUCUUUCACAAACAAAUGUUUCAGUCUAGUACAUGGACUUUAGACAGCUCUGUUAUGAAAGGCCAGGACAGGCGCUGCGAUAGGGAGGGGGCUGGAUAUCCCUCUGUAUUAGGAGGGUGUGGGCUGUGAUUGGGAUCUGAUCAAUGAGCUGGACGUGUGGGAGAUUGUACACACAGCCCUCAGAAGGAGAUGACGUGUGCGCGUGUGUGUAUAUUGGUUUGAUGAGGUAAGAUAGUUACAAAUAUCUUUAUUGUGGUUGAUGGGGGAGGGCCCUGGAGACUGGAAGACUCAAAAGGAGAGGACUUUUUCAUUCUGGACCUGUUAAGAAUUAACUCCACUCGAUUGGGCACAAAUACUGCGUCCACACACUUCAGAGUCUGUGAGGAGCCAGGGAGCCAUGUAGCUUAAAGCUCAAAGCUCUGCAAUCACGUCCGGCAAUCGUCUUGGGACAGAGUGUGUGUGUGUGUUCUGAAAUUGAGGGACCAAGGCUGCACAGAGAAUAGAGGGUUGAGAGAUCCUCCUCACAUCUGGUCAUCUGUGGAGCUGACCCCACGGGACUAUGGCUGUCCCAGCGCUGGACAAGUACUGUGGAUCCACCUUCUGGAAUGCAUCGUUCCUGGAGCGCGAGGACCCAGACCUGCCCGUGUGUCUGGAGCAGACCCUGCUGGUGUGGGCACCGCUGGCCCUGCUCUGGCUCUGUGCCCCCUGGAACCUGGCUGCCCUCUGCAGGGCAGCAGCCAGCAAACACCUGUCCAAGCUCUACCUCUGCAAGCAGGUCGUAGUGGGGUUGUUAUUCCUGACAGCGGUGGCAGGCUUGGCCCUGACGUUGGGAGAGGACUAUGGUCCAGGGAAUCAGGAGCAGAAGAACCCCGCUGUGUACUACACCAACCCUGCUCUCUUUGCUGCCUCCUGGGUGCUGAUGUUGCUGUGUCAGGAGGGGCUGAGGCGGAGGAAGGGGGCCGUCGACUCAACCGCCCUCUUCCUCUUCUGGCUGCUGCUGGUCGUCUGUGAGAUCUUCCCCUUCCAGACACUCACGCGACAGGCCCUCAGGCCGGAAGCGGUGACAGACCUCCCCCGGUUCUGUCUUUUCUUCAUAUCCUUUGGGCUGGAGCUGCUGGCCCUGGUUUUCUCCGCCAUCGCUGAUGUUCCUCCUGAGUUAGAAGAUCUGGUUAAGAAGAACCCAGAGAUGGGGGCUGCCUUCCUCAACAGGAUUACAUUCAACUGGAUCCACAGUAUGGUUGUCAAUGGCUACAAGCGGCCUCUUGUCCAGGAAGACAUGUGGGAUCUGAACAAGAAGGACUCCACCCAGUGCAUCAGCCAGAGCUUCCAGGACAACAUGCAGGUUGAGCUGGGAGCCGCGAGGGCCCGCCUCCGGAAGAAGGCCCCAAAGAAGAAGGACAAGCUCCACAGCCGUGCCCCGGCAGACAGCCUCCAGAAUGGGCUGGGCAAGGGCGUCAGCCGGGACGCGCUGGUCAUGGAAGAAAAGGGGGCUAGAAAAGAUGAGAAAAGGGAGAAGAAGGAAGAGAAGAAAAAAACGAAAAAGGAGAACGGGGACUACCCCAAGUCUUGGCUGAUUUCCACCAUCUUGAAGACUUUCAAAGGGUCUCUGAUAGAGUCGGCCUUCUUUAAACUAUUCCAGGACCUACUGGCCUUCGCCAGUCCCCAGCUGCUCAAACUGAUGAUCUCCUUCACUCAGGACACAUCCAUGUAUGCCUGGCAGGGGUAUCUGUAUGCGGUGGCCCUGCUUCUGGUGGCUAUCCUGCAGUCUCUGUUGCUUCAGCAGUACUUCCAACGCUGCUUCGUGCUCGGCAUGCAAGUGCGGACCGCCAUCAUGGCCGCCGUGUACAAGAAGGCACUGGUGGUGUCCAACGACGUCCGCAAGGAGUCGACGGUGGGCGAGACGGUGAACCUCAUGUCCGCCGACGCGCAGCGCUUCAACGACGUCACCAACUUCAUCCACCUGCUGUGGUCGUGCCCCCUGCAAAUUGCCCUCGCCAUCGCCUUCCUGUGGCUGGAGCUGGGCCCUUCGGUGCUCGCUGGCCUGGCCGUCAUGGUGCUCAUGGUCCCCAUUAACGGCCUGCUGGCCUCCAAGUCCAGAAACUUCCAGAUUGAGAACAUGAAGUUUAAAGAUAAACGUAUGAAGAUCAUGAAUGAGAUGCUCAAUGGUAUCAAGAUUCUGAAGCUGUACGCGUGGGAGCCCUCCUUCCAGAGCCAGGUGGAGGGGAUCCGAGAACAGGAGCUGCACGUCAUGAAGAAGUUUGCCUACCUCUCCUCCGUCUCCACCUUCAUCUUCUCCUGCGCUCCCGCCCUGGUGUCCCUCGCAACCUUUGCUACAUUCGUUGGGGUGAGCUCGGAGAAUGUUCUGGAUGCUGGGAAGGCCUUCACCUCCAUCUCUCUCUUCAACAUCCUGCGCUUUCCUCUCGCCAUGCUGCCCAUGCUCAUUGCUGCAAUGGUGCAGACAACGGUGUCUAAGCAACGUCUUGAGAAGUUUCUGGGAGGACACGACCUGGAUAUGAACAUCGUCCGCCAUGACCCCAGUUUCAACACAGCCGUGAGUGUGUGUGAUGGCACCUUUGCCUGGGAGAGAGAUUCCGAGCCUACUCUCAAGAGUGUGUCACUGGAGAUCAAACCAGGCCGCCUGGUGGCGGUGGUGGGGGCAGUGGGUUCCGGAAAGUCCUCACUGAUGUCAGCGUUGCUAGGGGAGAUGCACAGCAUCAAAGGCUUUGUCAACAUCCAGGGCUCGGUAGCCUACGUUCCCCAGCAGGCCUGGAUCCAGAAUGCCACUCUGAGGGACAACGUCCUGUUUGGGUCUCCGGUGGAGGAGAAGCGCUUCCAGAGGGUGGUGGAGGCCUGCGCCCUGGCCCCCGACCUGCAGCUUCUGCCCGGGGGAGACCUCACCGAGAUCGGGGAGAAGGGUAUCAACCUGUCUGGGGGCCAGAAGCAGCGUGUGAGCCUGGCCAGGGCAGCCUACAGCCAGGCUGAUGUGUACCUGCUGGACGACCCUCUCUCUGCUGUGGACUCCCAUGUCGGGAAGCACCUGUUUGAGCAGGUGAUAGGACCCAGCGGACUGCUCCGCAACAAGACCCGUAUCCUGGUGACACACGGCGUGAGCUUCCUGCCCUAUGUGGAUGACAUCGUGGUUCUGGUGAACGGGGUGGUGUCGGAGGUGGGCUCCUAUUCCCACCUGAGGGCUACCAGGGGGGCCUUCGCUGACUUCCUGGACACAUACGCCAAGGAAGAGAGCAGCAAGGCUCCCACACACAUAGCCCCAGAGGCAGAGACAGAGCAGGUGGAGCUGGAGCCGGAGGGACACGAGGCUGGGGCUGACUCGCCUCUGGAGGAUGUCGUCUCCACCUCCCUGAAGAGGGGGAGCAGUAUCCGACGCAGUCAGCGCAACGGCAGUGUCAGGUUAAGGAAGAACAGCUCCAUACACAAACCAAAAGACUCUGAUGAGACCAAGAAAGGACAGAGGCUCAUAGAGAAGGAAACCAUGGAAACUGGUCAGGUGAAAUUCUCACUCUAUAUCCAAUACCUGAGUGCCAUGGGCUGGGUCUACUCCUCCAUGGUUUUCCUGGUCUACUUCAUCCAGAACAUUGCUUUCAUUGGCCAGAACCUGUGGCUCAGCGAUUGGACCAAUGAUGCGGUGGAGUACUUCAACAUGACCUACCCCACCUGGAAGAGGGACACCCGAGUGGGCGUAUUCGGAGUGCUGGGCGUGGCCCAAGGGUGUUUUGUGUUCCUGGGGACCCUCCUCCUGGCCAACGGUGCCAUCUCUGCGUCUCGUAUCCUCCACUCACGGCUGCUGUCCAAUAUCCUUCGAGUGCCCAUGGUCUUCUUCGACACCACGCCAUCCGGCAGGGUGGUCAACCGCUUCGCCAAGGACAUGUUCACGGUGGAUGAAGCAAUCCCCAACUCCUUCCGCUCCUGGAUCCUGUGCCUUCUGGGCGUGAUCGGAACCCUCUUCGUCAUCUGCCUCGCAACGCCCUACUUCACCAUUGUCAUCAUACCUUUGGCCAUAGUCUACUACUUUGUGCAGCGUUUCUACGUGGCGACUUCCCGCCAGCUGCGUCGUCUGGACUCGGUGUCUCGCUCGCCCGUCUACUCUCACUUUGGGGAGACGGUGUCAGGCCUGUCGGUCAUCCGGGCGUACGGACACCAGGACCGCUUCCUCCAGCACAAUGAGAAGACCAUCGACGAGAACCUGAAAAGUGUCUACCCGUGGAUAGUCUCCAACAGGUGGUUGGCCAUUCGUCUGGAGUUCCUGGGGAAUCUGGUGGUGUUCUUCUCGGCACUGUUUGCAGUGAUCUCCAGAGACUCACUGGACAGCGGUCUGGUUGGCCUCUCUAUCUCAUACGCUCUCAAUGUGACACAGACGCUGAACUGGCUGGUGAGGAUGACCUCAGAGCUGGAGACGAACAUUGUUGCUGUGGAGAGAGUUAGCGAGUACACCGAGAUAGACAAUGAGGCUGCCUGGGUGACAGACAUCAGACCGGAUGACAAGUGGCCCGAGGCUGGGAGGCUGCGCUUUGAGAACUUCAAGGUCCGCUACCGACCUGAACUAGACUUGGUUCUGCAUGGCAUUACCUGUGACAUCGACAGCACUGAGAAGAUUGGUAUCGUGGGUCGGACCGGAGCAGGGAAGUCCAGUCUCACCAACUGCCUGUUCAGGAUCAUCGAGGCAGCAGAGGGGCGGAUCCUCAUCGACGGCAUGGACAUCUCUACCCUGGGGCUCCACGACCUGAGGAGCAGACUCACCAUCAUACCACAGGACCCAAUUCUGUUCUCAGGAAGCUUGAGGAUGAACCUGGACCCGUUUGAGAGCAUCAGUGACGAGGACAUCUGGCGCGUGCUGGAGCUGUCCCACCUGAAGGACUACGUGGGGGCGCUGGAGAAGGGACUGUACCACGAGGUCUCGGAGGGGGGGGAGAACCUCAGUGUUGGUCAGAGACAGCUGCUGUGCCUGGCCCGGGCACUGCUGAGGAAGAGUCGUAUCCUGGUCCUGGACGAGGCGACGGCGGCUGUGGACCUGGAGACAGACGAUCUGAUCCAGACCACCAUCCGCAGGGAGUUCUCCCACUGCACCGUGCUGACCAUAGCCCACCGCCUCCACAGCAUCCUUGACAGCAGCAGAGUGAUGGUGCUGGAUGCGGGUAAGAUUGUAGAGUUUGAUUCUCCUGCCAGCCUCUUUGAGAAGCAAGGACAUUUCUAUGCAAUGGCAAAGGAUGCUGGGAUCAAUUACAUCGACUACACAACACUGUGAUGAAACGUGGACAGUUGUACAUGCUUUGGAGAGCAUCGCCACAAUGCAAACAUUUCAUGGGACCAGUGGAAGAUGCAGUAGAAUACAGAAGAAGGUUUCACCUAUAGCUACUAAAGUAUAUACAUUUGCUUGCAAGCUAAUGGUAACCAAUUCAUUGUCUCUAAAUACAAGUGAAAUUUACAUAUUUUAGUAAAAAAACAAACAUGUAAUGCAAACAUGCAGUAUUAUACAAGUAAAAUUCUAUAUAAUGAUAACCAACCAUGUUUAAGACAGCUCUUCUGGUCUCAUGUUGGAGUAGUUUACUGGUUUUCUGUUCAGGAUAUUUAUGGUACACUUACAUUUGAUCUUGCAAGAACCUUUACUAUAAUGUAUAUUUACAUUACAUUUAGUCAUUUAGCAGACGCUCUUAUCCAGAGCGAUUUACAGUAAGUACAGGGACAUUCUCCCCGAGGCAAGUAGGGUGAAAUGCCUUGCCCAAGGACACAACGUCAUUUGGCACGGUCGGGAAUUAAAACGGCAACCUUCUGAUCAAUAGCCCGAGUCUCUAACCGCUCAGCCAUCUGACCCAUCUAAGGCUUUCUCUUUGAUAUACAGUACUGCUUAAGUGUCAAUUGGUUGUUGAUUGUUUUUUAAAUCUACAAAAUUGUAAAAAAUAUAUAUAUAUUGUUAUUGUUUGAUUAUGAUUUUUGGAAUCACUAUUUGACAAUGUAUGCACUGGUAAGAUCAAACAAUGUGGUGUUGUACACUAUUUUAAUUUAUACAAAUAAAUGAAUGCUAUCAGUUUUA
This is a messenger RNA of Hypomesus transpacificus, 6367 nucleotides long. It is a transcript of the gene abcc2, whose product is annotated as ATP-binding cassette, sub-family C (CFTR/MRP), member 2. The transcript has 33 exons. Gene Ontology annotation, biological process: transmembrane transport. Gene Ontology annotation, cellular component: apical plasma membrane. The coding region runs from base 881 to 5581 and encodes 1566 amino acids. NCBI's taxonomy places the organism in Eukaryota, Metazoa, Chordata, Actinopteri, Osmeriformes, Osmeridae. The record is from RefSeq and is a predicted model, not a curated record. Gene Ontology annotation, molecular function: ABC-type transporter activity; ATP binding; ATP hydrolysis activity.